This is a messenger RNA of Ostrea edulis (European flat oyster), 5772 nucleotides long. RefSeq names its product rap1 GTPase-GDP dissociation stimulator 1-like. NCBI's taxonomy places the organism in Eukaryota, Metazoa, Mollusca, Bivalvia, Ostreida, Ostreidae. The record is from RefSeq and is a predicted model, not a curated record. Gene Ontology annotation, cellular component: cytosol. Gene Ontology annotation, molecular function: protein binding; guanyl-nucleotide exchange factor activity. The coding region runs from base 270 to 2192 and encodes 640 amino acids. The transcript is spliced from 16 exons. Gene Ontology annotation, biological process: positive regulation of GTPase activity.
GUUCCCCUACUGUCAUUAUAGAAAAACUAUGCAUACAAAUAAUACCACCAAUGAUUUAUAUUUGAAAUGCUUUGAAAGAAAUAUUAAAUAUUUUCUACUGUAAAUACUCUCCAUUUCUGAUUUUUUUGUUAUCAUAUUUAACAAAUACUUUCCGGGUUUUGUUGCUCUUUCAUCUAGGGGUUACAGAUAACUUCCGGUGUCAUGGCAGCGUACACAACAGUUUGACUUUCCCCACAAGUUCUGAGAGGCUUUUACGAAAUUAGACCAUUAUGUCGGAAGAAACGGAGGACAUUCUGAAUAUGGUGGAAAGUCUGAGGGUGACAUCGGCAGCUCCCGAAAAGUGUCUGGAUCGGAUACUCGGUUUCCUCCUGGUGGAACAAAAUGAGGAUGACCUUGACCGAGCUUUGGAGACGGCUGUGGAGAAAGGCAUGCUGGGAGAUCUUUAUGACAUCAUUACACACACCUCUGAUGGAGCAUUAUGCAAGGUCAUCCAAAUCCUUGCAGAGCUUGGCAAAACAGAGUCAAUUCGAGAGCCGUGUGUGAUCCAAGGUUUCAUUCCCAUCCUUCUACAGUAUCUACAAUCCAAUGACAUCACGAUGGCUACACAGGCUUGUCGGGCCCUGGGAAACAUCUGCUUUGAAAAUGAUUUUGGAAGAAAUGCAGUGGAUGAACAUGAUGGCAUUCUAUUAUUGCUCAAACUGUUGAGAGAACAUGUAAAGACUACAGAAGAAGGAGCCGACAGACUAAGGACCAUUGCAUGUGGAUUUCUACUCAAUGUAACUAACACACAUGACAAUCUGAUGCAGAAGGCUGUAGAUGGUGGGGCCUUGGAUGUCCUUGAUGAAUACAUCAAAUAUCACCUGCAGGAUCAUGGCCUCUGUAACAUGGUACUACUGACCCUGGGAAGUUUCAUUGACUCAGAGAUUUGUCGUCAGAAGUUUUUGGAGUCUUCCUUGCUAUCCACCAUUGUGGGUCUGCUAGACACACAGACAGGAGAAGUUUAUCAAGAGACAGUCCUAGAUCUCCUGAUAAAUUUGUCAGAGUGGGAUGAAGUGAAGGAUCUCCUGGCAGAAAAUAGCCUCAGUAACAACCUGAUUAAGAUAAUCCAGGUCAACCAAGGAAAACUGGAUCCUGAUAGCCAGCAGCUCAUUAAAAUGGCCUCCGAUCUUCUUAUUCUUCUUUUAACGGGAGAUAAGGGAGCGGAGACCAUGUUCGCCAACGGAGAAGGUCCACUGUUUAUAGAGUCUGUCAAGUGGCUAGAGGAAGAGGAUAGCAGACUACAAAUGUCUGCCGUCCUGGCCAUAGGCAACUUUGCCAGGAAUGACAACCACUGCCAGAGGCUUGUUGAGGAGGGUAUAGUGGAACAGUUGUUAGAGAUAUUGAAAUGUCACAGGGACCAUGAAGCAGACAUGACUUUACAGCACGCAAUUCUUAGUGCCCUCAGAAACCUAGCUAUUCCAGCCAGAAAUAAGCCGGUUUUAUUGAUGGCAGGUGUACUAGAUACUGUCUUACUUCUGACAUCAUCUGAGACAAUGGCCGUAGUGUUCAAACUCCUGGGUGUCCUCAGGAUGUUAGUGGACGGUCAAGAAACAGCUGCCCUACAGCUGGGAACAGAUCGGGGCUUUGUGGACCGUCUGGUGGGUUGGUGUGAUGUAGAUGAACAUGCUGGGGUUCAGGGUGAGGGAACGAGAUUGCUGGCCUCACUUGUGAAGAAUGGACGAUCUGUGGAACUGAUGAGAAAUGUAAUCAAAUGUCAAGGAAUACCCCCACUGGUCGUCAUGGUAUCAUCAGAACAUUUAGUGAUGCAGAAUGAGGCAUUGGUGGCCUUGACCUUAAUAUGUUCCUCAGUAUUAGAUGAAGCGGCACUUCCACUAAAACAGUCAGAAUUGACGGAAACCAUAUCAUCUCUUCUUGGCAAUAAAUCAACACUGCCAGAAAUAUUAUGCAACACGCUUACAUUAACAAGGACUCUUUGUAAUGCAGUAUCCCAAACACCUCCCACCACCCUCUCCUGCAAACUGUUGGCCUGUGCUGGACGAGCCACAGACAUUCAACAGUCAUUGAAAGAGGAGAUUAUGACAUCUGGUAUUGUUGAUAUAGCCAGACAACUUUCAUGCCACGAUGAGGACCGAGUACGCGAGGCGGCCAACACAUUUCUGGCUAUUCUCGAUGAAUCAACUCUGGAGAGAUGAAUAGGUGCUUGCUGGAUGGAAUUCUCCUUCAAAGGGACUCGCAUAGGUUAUGGAGUCAGUAUGAAAUGAAACCAAGUAUGAUGUCACAAUCAGACAGACUCAUUUGGUUACCAGCACAGAGUACCAGUAGCAAAACACCUUAAUACAAUUAUCACACAGCUCUGCCUCAAAAGCAUGUUGUGUAAGCGCUUUCUGUAGAGUUUUAUACUCUCUUAUAGUACAUAAUUAUAUAAUUUGGGGUAUGCAUGGCCUUGAGAAUUUUGGUUAGAAUGAGCACAAUGUAUGUACAUUUAUCAAACCUUUGAAAGGAUUGAAUUUAAUUCAUAAAAGUGAAGUGAAUUCUUUAGUAAGCUUUUUUUUUUAAAUUACUGUGUUAUUUUAGCUUUUACUUCCCUGACCUAAAUCAGUUUGUUUUUUUAUUUUAAAUCCAAUAAGGAAAUGAAAUUUGAGUUUGAAUGAAGGAUGUUCUAGUAAUUCUAUAUGGGUAGAUAGGUCAAGUGUUAGAUGUCAACAUGAGUACAUAUGUAUUAAAAACCCAAUAGGUAUAUUUUCUAUAUUUACAUACAAUGAAUUACUUUUUAAAUAUAGAAUGUAAUGUUUUGUGAAAUAGUACAUUAUUUAUUUAUGGAAUUUUCAAAUCUUGUGUUGACUUUAAUGUAUGUCGAGAUGGAUGUGGUGUGUCGAGAUUUAUUUUUAACAAAUCACUUGAUUUUACCUGAAAUUCAGUCUUUCAUUUACUAAGGUAUUAAUCAAAGAUACAAUUCUGCAGUUGAUCACAGUACUUACAUCUCUUAUCUGUGACUAUUAGAAAAUUGCCAACAUGAAACCUGAUAAGACUAUUGAUUUUAUAUAUAGUCAUUAGCCUAUAUUUCUAAUUCAGUGAGUGGCUUGUGUUGGUGAAUGAGAGAAUAGAGUAAUGAGUAAGAGAAGGGAGCAGAUCUCACAAAAUUUUCUGGCAAGUGGAUACUAUGUUAUCAAGAAAUAAAAGUCAUUAUUAAAUGGGUUUUUUCCUGACAUGGAGAUUCACAUUGCAUUGUGACAUCACUUUAUUUUACUUCUGGCUUCAGCAGGAUCAUUCAGCUGUUAACCAAUCAGAACUUUUCUUACAAACUCCAUAGGAAAUACUAUCUGUGAUAGUAAAGAAGAAAGAGUCAGUUUAGACUUGCUAUAUAUAUUAGAUAGUAGUGGUAGUAAAUGUAGUUAUUUCAACGAUUCGUAAAUUUAGUACAAUUGUUAGGCGUGUGCCCAAUAGUAAUCACAGCGUCUGUCUGUCCAUCCGUCAGCACAUACUUUCUAUGGCACGGAAUAACUUAAAUUUCCUUGGGAAAAUUUUCAUAAAUGUGAUACAUAAUACUUGGAUUAGGCAGAGGAAGACCUCUAGAUUUUAUCAGCAUUGUCUUUACAGAGUUAUGGGACUUUUUAAAAAAAAUUAUAUUAAUAAGAAAAUAGCACUUUCUAUGGCAUGCAAUAAUUUGAGAUUACUUGAGAAGAUUUUCAUAGAAUUUAAAGGUAAUGCUUGGAUUCCUGUAGUAAAUCUGUCUGUCUGUUCAUCCAGCAACACUUUCUAUGGCACAAGAUAACUUAAGUUUCCUUCGAAUUAUUUUCAUAAUUCUUGGAUUAGGCAGAGGAAGGCCCCUUUCCUUUUUCAGAUUUAUUUCGGGGCCCUUUUUGACUUGUGAGUUUUCCAGUGAUUCAUGAACUCUGUGUUUUGCAAUUCUAUUUAACAUUAGAUUCCACUGAUUUUGUAUGACCAGGAAUAAAACAGAAAUGUGUACCAUGCAGAAAAUAUAUAUAUAAUUACACUGUUGUUUAUAAAAGAAGUAGAUAGCAAAAAUACAUGAAACCUUUUUCAAUGAUCUAUACUUUGGUUUGUAAAAGAAUAUAAAGCUGAGAGUAUAUAUGGUAAUAGUAAAGUACAGUAUUUAUAUUUAGCAAGAAAACAAUGGAGGUCUUUGCAUUUCCUGCAAAUCUGUACAAAAGUAUGUGAAAUCUUCCAUGAAUUUUCACAAACUUGAUUUUUUUCUCAAGUGCUCAAAUAUGUUUAUUGUCAUGAGAAAUUAUGGUAUUUUUCUUAGAGAAAUCAAAAUGUAUUUCUGCAUUCCAACAUGUAUUCGAUAUCACAAUCAUUAAUAUACAUUUCUUUCCAUCUGUGUUGUUAUAAUCUGAUAUUAGAUUUGGUGAGAGGGUAAGGGUGUAACUUGUCCAUUUAAUUAGAUGUGGAAGGUUAUUUUUAUCUUUUAGUUUUAAUAAAAAGUUUUCUAUUCUAAUACAGUGACUUAAGGCACCAUGUCCCUCUGAUAACGCACAUAACUCUUGCAUCAAUAAUUUAUUUUAUGAAGAUUAAGGCCAGAAAGAAGUAUAUGUUUGUUUCCUGUUAUCCAAUCUACCUGGACUCAAAAGUUGCCAAUCUGGAUUUUUCUAACCAAAUUGCAAGGGAAAAAACAUUUCCAAAUCGGAAUUUGUUUUAAUUCUAAUCCAGAUUACCUUAUAAAUCAAACAAAAUGACAGCCCCAGUUGCGUGGAGCUAGCCCAGUUACUGUGAUUAACAUUCAAAGAACUCGGUGAUUACAUCAUAUAACAACUCGAGUGGUUUCUUAGAUAUAUAUGGUCAAUAGCACAAAGCUGGAUCUCCGCUUUUAAGGUCAUAUCCAAAAGAUCCGUGAUUCUCUUCUUUAAAUGCCAAAUGUUUGGAGAAGGAGCAAUCACUUCCUAUGUUUACGUCUUAGGUUGACGCAGGCAUGGCAUGAAUGGUCUCAAAUUCACAACCUCCUGGUUACGAAGUGAAUGCUUUUCCACUGCAAGGAUACUACACCUGUGGUGCAGGGUCAGAUCUUACUUUUUGGUGCGUGAUCAACUCUUGCUAUUUAGUUCUUAGUUUAGGUCCAUUUCUUCAAGCUGUGUAAAUCAACCCCCUAAAAAAUUACAAUUAAAAAAUAAGAUAAAAACCUACUGUACUUGCAUAGAUUUUUUUGCCUUAGUAAUAGGAAACAAACAUAUGGUUUUUUUUGGCCUUAUUCCUUUACAACAUUCAUCCUUUCGGGUAUUUAUUGACUGUGUACAUACUAAAACUGAUUGCACUUUAAUUAUGAAUAUCCUUUGGCAAAUGAAAACAAAUUGAGGGCUCGUUACUAGUACCUGUAUGCAGUGGGACAUGGUUAGACUUGACUAUAUUGUACAAAUACAUGUACAAUACAUUAUACAUGUUAGUACAACUGUAAAUGAUAUAUUUAUGUGUUUCAGUGGGUUCUUGGGCUCAAUUAGUUGUUACUUUUUUUAAAAAGUUUACUUUGUCAUGAGAUUUAUUUUUUUUUGUGUGUGUGUAUGACUUUGUGUCCAAUUUUGCAACGUUUUGUCUGCCAUUUGCCAUUUCAUUAUGAAUAGAACUGGCUAUGGGUUUGCAAUGAUAAUGUAUUUUUCAUUUAAAAUUUUUAGAAAUGUUAUUCACAAGAAUUUUAUCAGAUGUAUCAAAACCUGUAAUUGCAAUCACUAUUUUCGAACAGGGUUCUAUAAAUGUUCGAUGUUAUGCUGUAUACUCGCAAGAAAGAAUCUUAAUCCCAAAAAAUUAAACCUGUUUAAUAUU